Diorhabda sublineata is the source of this 708-nucleotide messenger RNA. RefSeq lists its product as uncharacterized. The coding region runs from base 1 to 708 and encodes 235 amino acids. The transcript has 2 exons. The record is from RefSeq and is a predicted model, not a curated record. Gene Ontology annotation, molecular function: nucleic acid binding. NCBI's taxonomy places the organism in Eukaryota, Metazoa, Arthropoda, Insecta, Coleoptera, Chrysomelidae.
AUGGAUGCUACUCCAAGUACCAGCGGACUUUCUUCUCCACCAAAAAGGCGGAAAUUGAUAAGUUUGGCUCAUUUAUCACUAAACAAAAAACAGAGUCUUAAAAGCCCAUCAGGAAAAGGUAAAUGUCUUAUAAUUCUUCAUGCUGAAUGUGAACAAGGAUUUGUUAAAGACGCAUUACUCGUUUUCGAAAGUAAAAAAACUGGAGAUUAUCAUGAGGAUAUGAAUGGGACAGUGUUUGAACAAUGGUUUUCUGAAUUUCUAAAAAAAUUGCCAGAUGGUGAUGUAAUUGUAAUGGACAAUGCAUCCUACCAUAGCAGUCGAAUAGAAAAGGUUUCGACAACAUGUUCAUUGAAAAAAGAUAUGCAGGAUUGGUUACGAUUAAAAAAUAUAGAAUUUGAUAUAGGUAUGGUUCGAUCCGAACUUAUUUAUAUAAUAAAUCAAUAUAAAGAAAACUUCAACACAUAUGUUACUGAUGAAAUGGCACAACAAAAUAAUAAAGUUUUGUUAAGGCUACUGCCAUUGUUAAUGGAAGCAUUCGAUAAUGUUAACAAUAUUAAUUGGCAAAAUUGUAUUGCACAUGUAUUAAAAGAAGAAAAAAUGUACAAAUUGGAUGGGAUUAUGGAUGAUCUUCUAGAACCUAUAAUUAUUUCCCUGUCUAACGAUACUGACAGUGAUUCUGCAACAGAUACUGAUGGUGAUAAUGUUUAG